ACCUCACAACAAAUUUCGGUAGAAAUUCAUUGUGGGCUGCAUGAAAAAUGUUCCUCCCACAAAAACACUGUCGCACAUUUUUAUCGAACGUAUCGAAAAUUCAGUUUGCAAGUUGUCAACAAAAAAUCGUCGAACCAGGGCCUAAAGCUGAGCAUGGAGAGAGCAAAAAGUCGACUGACACAUCAUCGAGCUUUAACGAUCGGAUUGAAGACGAUUGCACAAGAAAUCGUGGUGAUGUGAAAAUCGGAAUAAUUGGAGGCGGAAUGACGCCGAUCUAUGCGUCUUUGCUUCUUAAACAGUGCAAACUGAUCGAAAGAAUUAACAUCGCCGAUCCCAAUGACGAACUUGCCAACGCCGCAAAUGAUUGCAGUCACAUUGACACCUCGACGAAAAUCAAAUAUUACGGCAGGUCAUGCUUAACCGAAGCUCUUCAUGACGUUGAUAUCAUUGCUUUGAUGGACGAGAAAGAUUUUAGCUUGGGGAAAUUGGGCCCUUUCGAACAAUUUUCGAAGACGUCGAGUUACAUCAGUAAAAUGGCGAAUUGUAUGGCACAGACGUGUCCGUCAGCGUUAGUGGCAGUUUUUGCGAGACCGGUGACUGCGAGUCUACCAAUGGUUUCAGAAGUUUAUAAUUUUUACGGGUGGUGGGAUCCCAACAGAAUUAUUGGUUCAUGCGCCAUCGACGCGAUGAGAAUCGAAUCGAUGACUGCUAAUUUGUUCGACCUGAAUCCGUCGUAUUUGUCUGUUCCUAUCGUGGGCGGUGCAGAUCCGUGCACCGUUGUCCCGAUAUUGUCAAAAGCCAAACCGUACAAUCAAUUCAGUCCGGAGCACGAAGCGAUGUUGGUUCGUGAGCUGAGAUCAGCGGACAAAGAAUUGGCAAGUUCGUCGAGCAAAGGUCCUUCGUUAUCGAGCGGAGUAGCAGCAUCAAAAUUGUUGAUUGCAUUGACCGGUGCGCUGUGCGGGCGUCCAAACGUGACGUGCAGCGCGUACGUUCGUUCUGACGUUUUACCGGUGUGUCGAUUCUUUACAAACGAUCUUCUUUUCGGACGACAAGGGGUUGAGAAGAAUUACGGAUUGCCAAAAGUGUCGCGACAGGCUGUCGAUUUGAUCGAGCAGUCGAUUCCUCAUAUCAAUGAUUUAUCCGAAAUGGCAAUAAAAAUUGUACGUACCGAUAACGCUAAGAAAUAAAGAUCAUGUGUUGUUGCUUUUA
Molecule: messenger RNA, 1209 nt
Organism: Venturia canescens
Lineage: Eukaryota; Metazoa; Arthropoda; Insecta; Hymenoptera; Ichneumonidae
Product: malate dehydrogenase-like
Exons: 3
Coding region: 48-1187 (379 amino acids)
Biological process (GO): tricarboxylic acid cycle
Cellular component (GO): cytoplasm; mitochondrion
Molecular function (GO): L-malate dehydrogenase (NAD+) activity
Source: RefSeq, a predicted model, not a curated record